AUUAUAGAAGGAUGUCGUGUCUGUGAAUCAACUGAUGUUCCAAGACCAAAGUGUUGAUGGCAAAGACUGAUAGCACUAUUCUUCUACCUUCUCAAGACAUUUGAUUCAACAGAAGGGAAGUUACUAGUGAACGAACAUUUCAUGGUUUCCUUGUGGACUUCUGCAAAGCACUCAUCAGUAGUUAGUUUAUCAUAAUUAUGUUAGUUACUUUUUACUAAACUGACGCAAAUCUCAUAUUGCAAGGUGAGUAUGAAUUUUAAUAUCAAAUGGACGUUGUGUGAUGUGGUCUAAAUUUGUUUUAACUUAAAAAUUUCUCUAGCCCCACAAGAUGAAGGUGAAAUGGCGAUGGAUGUCGGCCAGGAUGAUGCCAUAGUAGACUUGGAUGAGGAAUUUAUAGGGGAUGGUGAGGGAACAGUUGAAGGGGAAAUUGAAAUGAACGAAGCCGAAGGUGAAGCUGCCCCAGAAGAUGAUGCAGAUCCUGAGAUGGAGACUGAAAUUAUAGACGAAACUGAACCGGAGGCUGAAGCCGAGCCAGAGGAAGAAGAGGCUGCAGAACAGACAGAGGUUGUAACUGUUCCUGAGGUCAACCAGGUUCCUGCUCCUGUUCCUGCCCCAUCCCCUACAAAAUCCACUACACCAGCAAAGACCAAGGCCACUACCCCAGCAGCUAAAGCGACACCUGCACCUAAAACUACGCCAAAAGCAGUUGCAGCAAAAACUGCACCCAAGACGGCAACAGCGAAGUCAACGCCUGCAAAGACACCUGGAGCAAAGUCAGCAGCAAAAUCCCCUGCAGCGAAACCAGCAGUCACACCUAAAACUGCUGCAGCAGACAAACCUACGACACCAGUAAAGACAUCGGCUGCCCCAAAGGCCCAAACCAAGACUGCAACCCGAUCAUCCUCACCAAGAGUAGCUGCAGCUAAGGCAUCAACUGCAACACCCAAAUCUGCAGAUGCAACAACACCAUCAGCAGCAGCAACAACAGCAAAGGACUCUUCUAAGGAUGAAAUCACCCUAUUUGAACCAACGGAUGAUUCUUUUGAUGUGCGUGUGGAUGACACUCAAGUGAAUGAGAUUGAUGCAGAUCUGAAAGAUGAAAAAGGAGGCAAGAAGGCUGCUGGUGCUGAUGCCACGGCAAGUGAAGAGGCCAAAGGAGAUGCAGGCGAGGCUGUCAAAGUGAAGACUGAGGACAAAACUAAGCCAGCUGACAAAAAGGAUGAGAAGAAACCUGAAGAUAAAAAAGAAGAUGCAAAACCUGCCAAGAGGUUGGUUUGGUUUGUAUUGAUUCAAAAUCCUUUGCAACUUCCUUCUGUAUACAUUUCACUUGUCAUUCUGUCAUGUUAUCAUUUUCAACGUGGAUUCCCCACUUUUAUCUUUUGUAGUUCUGAGGGCAAGGAAGGCAAGGAGAAAGAGACAAAGAGCAGCCAGCAUAGUCGCAACCUGUGGGUGAGUGGCCUGACUUCGUCAACUAGAGCCACAGAUCUCAAGUCACCUUUCAGCAAAUAUGGGAAGGUUAUUGGAGCCAAGGUUGUGACCAACGCUCGCAGUCCAGGCUCACGAUGCUAUGGAUUUGUGACGAUGUCAACCGCAGAAGAGGCCUCUAAGUGUAUUCAGCACUUGCAUCGGACUGAACUGCAUGGGAAGAUGAUAUCUGUGGAAAGGGCAAAGAAUGAACCAGGUGGACCCAGUAAGGCAGCUUUACUAAAGAAGGCAGAAGACAAGAAACCAGUUGACAAGAAGGAGGCAGAGAAGAAAGAUGGUGAAAAGAAGGUAGAGAAGAAAGUUGACAGGAAGGCUGACAACAGAGACAAUCGGUCCAAUAGACGUCCACAUCAUGACAAACGUGCUAGAAGAGAAGCUAGACGCCCAGAGAAGAAACAUAAUGAUAAACAAACAUCUUCCACAGAUGCCAAGAGACAUCCAACAACAUCUCCUAAAUCAGCAGAGAUAAAGAAAGCUGAAAAGAAGACGGAUGAGAAACAAAAAGAAGAGGAAGGUGGAGAAAAGGAUGAAAAGAAGUCUGAAUCAGACAGAUCCCAGUCCAAGGAUCCUAAAGAUGUUCUUUCAUUUGAGAAGAUCGAGGCUGAGCGGAAACGACAACGUCUCCGACAAAAAGAGCGUGCUCUGCGUGAUGAGGAGAGGAGGAGACUGUCUAAAAUUGAGAGACAACGAGCAAGACAGAAGCAGAUUCACUUACGUGCGAGAGAAGAAGCUAUUCGACUUGAACGGGAAAAAGAUAGACUGAGACUAGAGCGAGAAAAGCUUGAACGAGAACGUAUUGAAACAGAAAGACUGCGUCUGGAACGUGAAAGACUAGAGAGGGAGAGACUAGAACAACUCAGGCUUGAGCAACGAAGAUUAGAUGACCAGCGAAGAGCAGCCAAAAGACCAUUUGACAGUCGUGGUAGUCGCCAUGAUGAUGACUACUGGAGCAGCCCCCCUAAACGAUCCAUGUCUGACAGAUUGGAUAAUUAUGGGGAUUCUAGACGUGAGAAUCGUAUUGACCGAAGUGCUAAUACGGACAGGAAGGUGGAGCGAUAUGACAGGCGAGACAGUCGUACUGCAGACACUCGUGGUUCUAACAGGGGACGCAUUGAAGACCGAAAUGACAGAAGGGAUAUGCCUGUGCAGCAUGGAUGUGAUAGGGAAGAACGGCAUGGAAGUGGCUUUGGAGAAGCACAGAGAUUAGAUGACCAGCGAAGAGCAGCCAAAAGACCAUUUGACAGUCGUGGUAGUCGCCAUGAUGAUGACUACUGGAGCAGCCCCCCUAAACGAUCCAUGUCUGACAGAUUGGAUAAUUAUGGGGAUUCUAGACGUGAGAAUCGUUUUGACCGAAGUGCUGAUACGGACAGGAAGGUGGAGCGAAAUGACAGGCGAGACAGUCGUACUGCAGAUACUCGUGGUUCUAACAGGGGACGCAUUGAACACCAAAAUGACAGAAGGGAUAUGCCUGUGCAGCAUGGACGUGAUAGGGAAGAACGGCAUGGAAGUGGCUUUGGAGAAGCACAGAGAUAUUCUGAAACUAGAAACACCAGAGAUGACAGACGAGACACGCGGACACACAACCGCCAGGAAGAGAAUAGACGAGAUUUUAACAAAGGUCGAGAUGAUGACAGAUGGAACACGAGAUUGCCUCAGCGCAAUGAUUCUCAGAGUGACUGGAAAUCAGACAGUGAGAUAAGGAUGGCUGCUGGAAAUGGACGUGACCCCUGGCAAGGACAGAGUGGCUCUGGGGUGCAAGAUGACAGAUGUAGCAAGAAUUUUAAUUCUGGAUCUGGUAUGAUGUCAAAUGGUGCUAAUUCCAAUCAGCGACAGUCGUGGGGAAAUAACAGUGAUCGUAGCAAGAUAGACCAGUCCUGGGGCCAUGGUGUUGUGGACAACUCUGGGCCCCGGGGAGGAGGCGGUGACCGGUGGAUGGGUGGAGUACAGAGUACACAUAGUGACCGAGGAGGAGGAUUCAACAUUGGGGGGAGUGGGGGUCUGAUGAACAACAUUGGGGGACCAGGACUGUACAUGGCUACCACCCCACAAAACCCAAACCUCAUGAUGAUGGGCAGCAUAACCAGACAACCAGAGGCACGCUACUUGCAACAAGGAACACUUCGAAGAUUCUAAAUGGAAUGUGUCUAAUGGAUGGUUUGGACAGGGGGUGUGCUCGCAGAUCGUGUUCAUAUAUGAUAAAUAGCAUUUCUAACAAAUCUACUAAGUCUUUAUCCAGGAAUCUUACAAGUUUCCACAUUUGGUGAUAUUGUGAAAAGUACUAGUAUAUGAAUGCCUUGAAAAUUGACCAUACAAUAUAUGGCUGCCUAUUUCAUGAUCAUUGUGCUUGUGAAAUUCUAUUCAGUUUGAUGUUUCCUGUUAUACAAUGAUGGACUUUAUUCAUCUGUCACUAUAAACUCACACUACCUUUUAGUACACAUGAGUUUGUAAUCACCACAAGCUUUUGUAAAUGGGGGCGAAUGAACGUAUGAUCAUUGUAUUUCUUCAAAUCUUACAUGUGCAGCAUUGUUGUAGAAAUCUGUCACAAACACCAAAUCUGGCCAAUAUAAGUCCCUGGAACUAAAAGAUUUUAGUGUAAGUAACCAGCAUUUUGAGUCUCCUUAUGUCCAACAUUUUCAGCAUUUGUAUAAUUGUGAAUUAUGUGUCAACAUUAUGUUUGUAUAUGCCCAUUCUUCAGCUGUAUCACCAACAGAUGUCUCAUUAUUUUUGUCCAUCUGGAUGGAAAAUUCUAAGCAAAAGUCUAAAUGAUAUGCUUGUUAUCAGGUCUCUACAUUUUAGGUUAUCUAUUUUAUGAUGUUAGAAUAUUUUUCGAUCAGCUUAUGCCCAAUUGUCAUCCAUUAAAUUCUCUUAUCAUAUUUCCAUAUUUGUUUUGGGCCACACAUCUUCUAACUAGAACUGAUGGGGGAAACUUUGGCUUUUCUUCACACAAGCGUAGAAGCCAUGACAUAACUGAGGUUGUUCAGAGUGGCUCACUAGUUCUGACAGAGUGCUGCCUCAGUAGGACAUGCUUCUUGUAAAGCAGCCUUCAAACUUUCAUGUCAUUUGAGCGUCAUGUCUUUAUUGAUGCGGUUAUGUGACAAUUUCAUUGUUUUUUAACAAUACGAGUUUGACAACACUUCACACAUCAAACUCUAGUUUGACAACACCAAAAGUUUGAUGGAAAAGUUGGUGAGAAUAGAGGCCAAUCCUAUUUUUCAAUAACAGUUUGACAACUCUGAAAUUGGUGUUGGUGGCGAGUUGUUGGAAUGUUCACACUCUCAAACUUGAGUUUGCCAUGUGAAUGCCGCUUAAGAGUCUGUUCAGGAUUGAAUGGUGACCAUAUUUUUUUUGUUUGGGGGUCAUUGUUUCAUGCAACAGGGGCCUUGGCUUGCCUGUUCCUAAUUACAUUAUUCACAGGUUGCAGCUUUAACAAUAUCUUUGCCUCAAUUCACAGCAGACAGGGCUGUCACCGAGUCUGAUGUAUUCAGCUGGAGACCUAGGGCUUAAAUGUUACAGGAGUACAAUGGGUGAAGCCUGUUCUUGGUGUCCCCAGCCAUGAUGGAAUAAUGUUGAAAUUUCCUAUAUACCCAACUCACUCAAGGUGCAGCAAUUUAGAAAUAUACUUUUAUAAUUAUUGCAGAGUAUAAGGUGUAAAACCAGGUACACUUGCUACAUGUGCCAACUUGUGCUGGGUGUAUUAAGUUUAGUAUCAUUUAUUUUGUAUUCACAUUACUAAAUAUUGAGCAAGCCCCAGUUAGCAGCAUGGUAUAAAGUCUUCAUAUAUGCAUGGAAUUUGCCCUUUAAGCAUCCCUGUGUAAACACCAAAGACUGGACAUGUAUUGGACAAGGCAUGUAAAAGAUUAUACUCAAAGAGAACACUGUGAUAUAGUAACAUUGAACAAGAUUGUAAUGCUCUGCUUAACAGAUGUAGAAAUCAAUACGGAUCUAUCUCAUUAAACAUUAAGACCAGAAGACACAUGCCUCAGUGGUUGUCCACAGCAGAAUCAUUAAGACCUAGCUAUGGUGGGCACUCCCUUGAGUCUCUGCAAUAGAUAGAUUUCCAAUAGUCCCAGAGUCUUUGUACAGUAUAUCAGCCUUACCAUGGCAUGACCACUUCAUGGGUCACAAGUUGAAGACCCACAAACAUGUAUGUGUAUAGACAGAACAAGGAUCCUAUCUGGUUUGGUUUGGUUGUUCUUAAAUGCUGCCCUCAGCAAUAUUUCAGGUAAGUGGUGGCGGUAAGUAAAUAAUCAAGUCUGGACCAGACAAUCCAGUGAUCAGCAUCGUGAGCAUCAAUCUAAGCAAUUGGGAUACAAUGACGUGUCAACUAAGUCAGCGAACCUAUCCACCUGACCCCUUUAGUCUUAGACAAGCAUGGUUGGUGAAGACUAAUUUUAACCCGGAUCUUCACGGGGGGGAUAUCAUCUGGACAAAUGGACCUUUACCCUGCACCACAACUUCAAUCCUUGAUUAAUCCAUGUACUCAUUUGAAUCCUUGAGCUAAGAUGAGUGAAAUAUUUUCUCUGGUUCAUAUUUUGCUUUUAAGAUUAGAAGUGACUUAAUGUUAUCCACUGAGGUAGAUCAUUUCAUGAGUUACACUGUGAAGUAGAGCAGCGGCUAGUCAGAAUUAAUUAUAAUGUCUAUAAAUUCACUAAAGGAACAGGGGAAGGUGGUGCAGUUCUUUAAGACAAACAGGUUGUCUUUGGCUGCACACUGAGAAGAUACAUAGGAUGAAGAUGCUAUAGACAACAUAGGAUGUAUUGUGUUUUUUGUUGGUUUAUUCAUCUUUUAUAUACAAAUAAGCAUAAUAAAUCACUUUUAAGAGA
Molecule: messenger RNA, 6308 nt
Organism: Haliotis rubra (blacklip abalone)
Lineage: Eukaryota; Metazoa; Mollusca; Gastropoda; Lepetellida; Haliotidae
Product: SAFB-like transcription modulator
Biological process (GO): regulation of mRNA processing; regulation of transcription by RNA polymerase II
Cellular component (GO): nucleus
Molecular function (GO): RNA binding; sequence-specific DNA binding
Source: RefSeq, a predicted model, not a curated record